CGGGGCAGGCAUGGGAGUCGCACGCGCCCUCCCGGCGCCCACACCUGUUGGAGCGGCGCAGUGAGCCGCGGCCCCGGCGGGCUGCUCGGCGCGGAGUGGUACGCAGCAUGGCGGGGAUCCCAGGGCUGCUCCUCCUCCUCCUCAUCUGUGCUGUCGGGCAGGUGAGCCCCUAUGGUGCCCACUGGAAACCCACCUGGCCCGCUUACCGCCUCCCCGUGGUCUUGCCCCAGUCCACCCUCAACCUAGGCAAGCCAGACUUUGGGGCCGAAGCCAAAUUGGAAGUGUCCUCCUCAUGCGGACCCCAGUGUCAUAAGGGAAUGCCACUGCCCACUUACGAAGAGGCCAAGCAGUACUUGUCUUAUGAAACGCUUUAUGCCAAUGGCAGCCGCACGGAGACACAAGUGGGCAUUUAUGUCCUCAGCAGGGGUGGGGGACAAGAGUCUUCGGGAAAGUCUCGGAGGAAGCGGCAGAUUUAUGGCUAUGACAGCAGAUUCAGCAUUUUUGGGAAGGACUUCUUGCUCAACUACCCCUUCUCAACAUCAGUGAAGUUAUCUACUGGCUGCACGGGUACCCUCGUGGCAGAGAAGCAUGUCCUCACAGCUGCCCAUUGCAUCCAUGAUGGGAAAACCUAUGUGAAGGGAACCCAGAAACUUCGAGUGGGCUUCCUGAAGCCCAAGUUUAAAGAUGGCGGUCGAGGGGCCAACAGCUCAAGCUCUGCGGUGCCGGAGAAGAUGAAGUUUCAGUGGAUCCGGGUGAAGCGCACCCACGUGCCCAAGGGUUGGAUCAAAGGCAAUGCCAACGACAUUGGUAUGGAUUAUGACUAUGCCCUCCUAGAACUCAAAAAACCCCACAAGAGAAAGUUCAUGAAGAUUGGGGUGAGCCCUCCUGCCAAGCAGCUGCCAGGGGGCAGAAUCCACUUUUCUGGUUAUGACAAUGAUCGGCCAGGCAACUUGGUGUACCGCUUCUGUGACGUCAAAGAGGAGACCUAUGACCUGCUGUACCAACAGUGUGACGCCCAGCCCGGGGCCAGCGGCUCCGGGGUCUACGUGAGGAUGUGGAAGAGGCAGCAGCGGAAGUGGGAGCGGAAAAUUAUUGGCAUUUUUUCAGGGCACCAGUGGGUCGACAUGAAUGGUUCUCCACAGGAUUUCAACGUGGCCGUUAGAAUCACCCCUCUCAAAUAUGCCCAGAUCUGCUAUUGGAUUAAAGGAAACUACCUGGACUGUAGGGAGGGGUGACACAGUCUUCCUUUCUGGCGGCACCUGGUGGUGUUCGUGUACUUAUUUUAGAAGAGGCCAAAUAUUGUCAUUGGGGUGUGUGUGUGUGUGAGAUGAUAUCUUUUACCUAAUUUUUUAAAACUGCAAGAUGCCUGGCUUUAUUAUUUGAAAACUGGUUUGUGUAUCAUAUAUCAUUUAAGGACUUUAAAGGCAUACUUUUGCAUAGAAAUCAAAAAAACACCAUACUGAUGUUUGGGAUGAUAGGGAAUAUUUAGCAAGUUAAUCUUUCACUUUUUGAGAACUUUGACUUUUAUUUCAUCUGAACUUGUUUCAAAGGUUUAUAUUAAAUAUGUGGCAUAUGGGAGAUAUAAAUUCUUAUGUGUGUAUAUAUGUGUAUUUUCUCCUGAGAUUCAUCUUGGGGUUUUUUUGUUGUUGUUGUUG
Messenger RNA from Odobenus rosmarus divergens (Pacific walrus), 1655 nucleotides. It is a transcript of the gene PRSS23, whose product is annotated as protease, serine, 23. The transcript is spliced from 2 exons. Gene Ontology annotation, molecular function: serine-type endopeptidase activity. Gene Ontology annotation, biological process: proteolysis. The record is from RefSeq and is a predicted model, not a curated record. Lineage: Eukaryota; Metazoa; Chordata; Mammalia; Carnivora; Odobenidae. Bases 108 to 1235 code for a protein of 375 amino acids.